CUGACCAACGAAGGGGCAGGAGCAAUGCCGGCCGCCCGAGUGGACUACAUAGCGCCCUGGUGGGCCGUCUGGCUACACAGCUUCCCGCACUUGAACCUGCGCUUGCAACCCGUGGAUAGCACCUUCACCCCUCAGGAUCCCAGUUACCAGGAGUCUUUGCUGCUCCUGGGGCUUGUGGCUGGCAUCUGCUUGGGCCUGAACUUAAUCUUCAUCACAGCCUACUUGAUUUGCUUGUGCUGCUGCAACCAAGAUGAAGAGGUACAGACCAAGCAGCCCAAAUCUUCCUGCAUCACCUGGACCUCUGUGGCAGCGGGGCUCCUCUGCUGCGCUGCAGUGGGAGUUGGUUUCUAUGGAAACAGCGAGACCAAUGACGGGGUAUAUCAAUUGAUCUAUUCCUUGGAUAAUGCCAACCACACCUUCUCAGGGAUUGACGAACUGGUGUCAGGCACCACACUAAAGAUGAAGGUGAACCUGGAGCAGCACUUGGCGCGGCUCAGUGAGAUCUUUGCCACCCGGGGUGACUACAUCCAGACGUUGAAGUUCGUGCAGCAGAUGUCAGGCAACAUCAUCCUGCAGCUCUCAGGUCUGCCUGUGUGGAGGGAUGUCAGCACGGAUCUGACAGAGGUGGCCAACAAGACCACCUACGUGGAAUAUUACAGGUGGCUCUCUUACCUCCUGCUUUUCAUCUUGGACCUGGUUAUCUGUCUCAUCGCCUGCUUGGGAUUGGCUAAGCACUCCAAAUGUCUCCUAGCUACGAUGCUGUGUUGUGGUGUGCUCACUCUCCUCCUGAGCUGGGCCUCCCUGGCCGUGGACACAGCAGCUGCAGUGGGCACCAGUGAUUUCUGUGUAGCUCCAGACAAAUUCAUCCUGAAUAUCACACAGGGCCAGGUGAAUACAGAGAUAACCCGUUACUACCUGUAUUGUAGCCAGGGCCUGAGUAACCCAUUCCAGCAGGCAUUGACCAUCUUCCAGCGAUCAUUGACUACAAUGCAGAUCCAAAUCCUUGGCCUCUUACAGUUUGCAGUACCCUUGUUCCCCACAGCAGAGAAAGAUCUGCUUGGGAUACAACUGCUGCUGAACUCAUCUGAGUCUAGCCUUCACCAGCUGACUGCCAUGCUAGACUGCAGGGGACUGCACAAGGAUUACCUUGAUGCCCUAAUUGGUAUUUGCUAUGAUGGCAUUGAAGGGCUACUCUAUCUCGGCUUGUUCUCCCUCUUGGCUGCCAUGGCCUUCUCGACCAUGAUCUGUGCAGGGCCUCAGGCCUGGAAAUAUUUGGUUGGCAGGGACAGGAGCUAUGAUGACAUAGAUGAAGAUGACCCUUUCAACCCCCAGGCCCGGCGCAUUGCUGCCCACAACCCCACCCGGGGACAACUGCGAAGUUUCUGUAGCUACAGCAGCAGUCUGGGCAGCCAGACCAGCCUGCAUCCCCCAGCCCAGACGGUCUCAAAUGCUCCUGUCUCGGAGUACAUGAACCAAGCGAUGCUCUUUGGUGGGAACCCACGCUAUGAAAACGUCCCACUGAUUGGAAGAGCCUCUCCUCCCCCAACGUACACUCCCAGCAUGAGGGCAACAUACCUUUCCGUUACUGAUGAGCACAUGAGGCAUUAUGGAAAUGAGUUUCCAGCCCAAUAGUCUUCCAGUUGUUUCUUUCCUCCUUUUUUUUUUGAAAGAAUAUUCAAGCUGCAUUUCUUUAAUAGAAAUUAAAGGAAACUAGAAAAAUGCAUGAAUGAUGGGAAUGAAGCAAGCUUGACUGAAGAGGUCAUGAGCUGGUUAGAGCUGAUUCACGAGAGGACAGGCUCCUGAGCGUGGCUGGAGUGCUGGAAUAUGGCGGACUACCAACAUAAGCAGAGUGAAGAUGUCGGGAAUCUGUAGGGCAUGUGUGCGUGCCAACCUCUCCCUAGCUGUCUUCCUCUCCAUGUUGGGAAGGCCCUAUGAUGGGAGCCUGGAAGCUGUUGUCUUCCAAGUUGUACUUCAGUCAUUCUCCCCUUUCAAAGAAAAGAUGGGAGUCCAAGAAAGGACCAGAGUGCUACAGUCUUGGGGACAGAGCUGUCUCUCCUUGGACCUUCACUGAGGACUUUGUCUUCAAUUACAUUUUGAUAGUUAUUCCCAGUCAAGCACAAGUCAUUGGAUCUCUUCAUCUCCUCUUCCCUCUCCUUCUUAAUUGUACUGAUCAGGAGAGAAUUUUUUUUAACUUUUUUUUUUUUUUUUUAAGAGAAGCUAAAUGUGAAAUGAAUAGGUCAAUACUGUCCAAAUAAAUCAGCCAAAGGGCCACACUGACUAUUUGGUAUCAACAGUCUUACUUACAAUGUGGAAGUAAGUUUGUCAAAUAUGGAACAUGGGGAUGGGAAGGUGAUAAAGUCAGAAAAAAGGACAGCAUUGUAGAGUGUUCAUUCAUAGUCUUCCAAAAGACUGUAGGAUUGGGAUAUGGGGCCCAUUUGGCCUCCUUCAUUUCAGCACAGUAUUUGUAUACAGACAUCAUGCAUGUUGGCCAUUGGCCACCCACCCUUCCUAUGCGUUUGACAGCCUUGCUUCCUCCACAGAUGGAAAUUCUGCUCUGAGUUUAUCAGACAUGGUGGGGUUGAUCUCAGGUGGUCAUGGAAACUCUUGGAAAACUCCCUUUUUCCCCCUAAUUGGUUAUCCAGAGGAGAGAAACAUUCAGCACAUUCUCCUUUUAAAAUAUAGAGUCUGGGGUUCAUUUCCUACAUUUUUAAGAAAACUGGCAUUAUUCUUAGUUCCUCUUGGCUAUGCUGAUUUUUUUUUUAAUAAAAUGCAAUAGAAAACUAAA
Gracilinanus agilis (Agile Gracile Mouse Opossum) is the source of this 2785-nucleotide messenger RNA. It is a transcript of the gene TTYH2, whose product is annotated as tweety family member 2. Gene Ontology annotation, cellular component: plasma membrane. The coding region runs from base 25 to 1632 and encodes 535 amino acids. Lineage: Eukaryota; Metazoa; Chordata; Mammalia; Didelphimorphia; Didelphidae. The transcript is spliced from 14 exons. Gene Ontology annotation, molecular function: volume-sensitive chloride channel activity; intracellularly calcium-gated chloride channel activity. The record is from RefSeq and is a predicted model, not a curated record.